UUUGAUUUCUAGAUUAAUCAUGUUGCUUGUGGGAAAGAGAUCAAUCAUUACACUAACAAAUUGUAGCAAACCAUUAUCUGCAAUCUUACACCAACGAUUACAUUUCUCUUCCAAGAAAUCUACUUCAUCAUUCACUGUUUCAUACCUCAUUUCCUCAUGUGGGUUUUCUCCAGAAGCUGCUCUACGUGCUUCAAAAACUAUUCAAUUCAAAUCAGCAGAGCAACCUGAUUCCGUUAUCACCCUCCUCAAAAGCCACGGAUUUAGCGAUACCCAGAUCUCCAAACUCACCAAUGCAUACCCUAGGCUGCUUCUAUCUAAUCCUUCAAAUACAAUUUCACCCAAACUCGAAUUCUUCACCUCAUUAGGGAUUCCAACUGAUGUACUUACCAAAUCCUUCAGUUCAACUCCAUUGCUAUUCCGUGCCAGUCUUGACAAUCGUAUCCGUCCAGCUUAUAACUUCCUUAAAGACAUCCUUCUCUUAGAUGAUGAGAAAGUGAAACAGCUGUUUGCAACAUCACCAUGGAUGUUUAGGGAAGAUCCAGUCAGGUGUUUGUUUCCCAAGAUUGCUUUUUUGAGAAAAACAGGUGUUCCUUUAUCAAAAUUAUCCUACUUGUUUACUGAUAGCUGCAGGCAAUCAUCUCUUCUCCAAAGCCAUGGCCAAUACGAGAAAGCUGUGAAGAAGGUAGUUGAAUUGGGGUUUAGUCCUUCCAUGUUUUUAUUAGUUCCAGCUAUACACGCUGUGUCUGGACUUAGUGACUCGGCCUGGAAUGACAAGAUAAAAGCCUUCAAGAAGUAUGGUUGGUCUGAAGAUAACAUUAGGCUGGCUUUCCUUAAACAACCUCAGAUUCUAAGUAUGUCAGAGCAGAAAAUAAGUAGCACGAUGGAUUUCUUUGUGUCUGGAUUGGGUAUGAAGCCCCGUGCUAUUGCGAAAACACCUUGGAUUCUGAUAUAUAGUCUGGAGAAUAGAAUAAUCCCGAGAUGCACGAUUUUUAGUCUCUUGAAAUCGAAAGGGUUACUACUGAUACAUAAGGUUAACAUUUCCACUCUGCUAGUCAUCAGUGAUAAUGAUUUUCUAGUAAGAUAUGUCAGAAAGUAUGAAAAUAUUCUUCCUCAGUUAUUUGACAUAUUUCAAGGAAGAUCUGAUGAUGAGUUUUCAUUUGCAUCAUAUGCUAAUAUCCGAUAUUGCACUGCAUGA
Messenger RNA from Impatiens glandulifera, 1195 nucleotides. RefSeq lists its product as uncharacterized. Gene Ontology annotation, cellular component: chloroplast. Gene Ontology annotation, biological process: chloroplast organization; regulation of DNA-templated transcription. The transcript has a single exon. Lineage: Eukaryota; Viridiplantae; Streptophyta; Magnoliopsida; Ericales; Balsaminaceae. Gene Ontology annotation, molecular function: double-stranded DNA binding. The coding region runs from base 20 to 1195 and encodes 391 amino acids. The record is from RefSeq and is a predicted model, not a curated record.